GUGAUCGGUGCCCGGUUAGUCACCUACGUGCAAAGUCAACUAGACAUCACCACCGAAAUCAGCGGCUGCUGGACUGACUCGAUGGUAGCGCUUCACUGGAUUAGAAGCAAUUCCCAGCGGUGGGGAGUAUACGUGCGAAACAGAAUCAACGAGAUCCAGAGCCUCUGCCCGCCGACCUUGUGGAAGCAUGUCCCGGGCAAUCAGAAUCCUGCUGAUCUGCCAUCCAAAGGAGUACCGGCGGCGCAGCUGAGGAGCAGCCUCUGGCUGCAUGGCCCAGAGUGGCUGGAAGGCGACAAUUCAGUCUGGCCUCCGCAGACUCCGACAAGCAACGAGCCAGCCGAAUGUACAGUGGAAGCAAAGAAGAUGGCGCUCACAACGGUAGGAACUCGCGCCAGAUCCACUGGGAUCGGACAAGUGAUGGACAUCAACCGCUACAGCAGCUGGAGGAAGCUGAUAAGGAUCACCGCCUGGGUGCUAAGAUGGGCUCGAGGCCGCAGCUUGGCGACAAGCCUCAGCGGUCCUUUGUCGACAAGUGAAAUCAGCACCGCUGAGCGUCUGUGGGUCAUGGACGCCCAACGAACCGAGUACGGCCAAGACCUGGAUGCCCUCCAAGCGGGUCUUGACCUGCCGCGUCAGUCGAGCUUGAAGGCUCUCAACCCCGUGCUAGAAGAGGGCAUACUGAGAAAGGAUGGACGACUUCAGUAUUCCAGUCUCUCAGAAGAGGAGAUACGACCGGUGAUUCUCCCGCCUGGUCACCGGCUGGUUUAUCUCCUGGCUAUGAAGAUCCACGAAGAACUCUGUCACGCUGGAGUUCAGCAAGUUGUGGAUGCCAUCAGAGAUCGCUAUUGGAUCACCCGGGGGCGGCAAACCGUGCGCGCCUCCCUGAACCAGUGCCGCAAAUGCCACUUGUUCCGAGCCCAACCGUUCGCCAUGAGACCGGCUCCUCUGCCUCGGAGCCGGGUGACAGCCGCUCGACCCUUCAGCUGCACUGGCAUCGACUACGCUGGGCCGCUAUAUGUGAAGCGGCCGUUUGGAUCCGAGCCCGAGAAGGUCUACAUAGCGGUUUUCACCUGUGCCGUCACGCGCGCCCUGCAUCUGGAGCUGGUGGGUUCCCUGCGGACGGAAGACUUCCUCCGCGCCUACCGUCGUUUUGCCGCUCGCAGACUCAGUCCGACCAGCAUUAUCAGCGACAACGCCACCUACUUCCAGGCCGCCUCUGCCGUCCUGGCCACGGAGGGAGUUUCUUGGAGCUUCAUCGUGGAGCGGGCUCCAUGGUGGGGCGGCUUCUGGGAGUCGAUGGUGAAACUUACGAAGCACGCGCUGCGCCGCACACUUGGUGCAGCACUUCUCUCAUGGGAGGAGCUAGAGACAGUGCUCUGUUCCGUGGAGGGGGCCAUCAAUGAACGUCCUCUCACUCAAGUCAGUGAUGACCCGGAUGACCUGCGACCGCUGAGACCGUCAGACUUCCUUCACUGCUCUCUGGAAUCUGGUCCGAGUCCCGUCCGGGAGAGCGAAGCCCAGCGCCUGACACGCCGCCGCCGUUACCAGAGCCGAGUCAUGGAAUCCCUGUGGAAUCGCUGGCAGCGUGAAUAUCUGAGGCACCUCAGAGAUCAGCACCGACCUGAAGUGGAGCUAGCACCCACAUCAGGCGAUCUCGUGCUGAUCGAAGGCGAGACCUCUCCCAAUCGCCUGACCUGGACAACUGGCGUGAUCUGUGCCGUGCAUCCUGGACGGGAUGGACGAUCCCGUGCUGCCUCGGUGCGCACUGGGCGUGGUAUCGUAAGGCGGCCCAUACAGAAGCUGUAUCUCUUGGAGGCCGCAUCAGCCAGCCAGACGUCUCCAGAGGUCUGAGUGAGCGCAAAUGGUGAAAGUCAAUCCACCAGGAAGGGGCAUGGGUGCUCGUGCUCCUAUGCUCUCGUCAUUGUGUACUAUUAUGAUUUAUGUGUUACUAUUGUCUUGACUUCCACCCCGGGGAGUAUGUUGUGUAUUUGCGGUGUUCUGCUAGCAAUUAUAAAAUGACCUCAACAUGGAGGUGCCGAGCAGUGCAAUGUCUCCCGCAAAUAUUGUGAUUGUUUUUGGAUAAAAUCUGGGUUCGAGGGGGGACUUGGGAGUGACAUGAAAAAUGGAAUACAGGAAGUGAUAUAUUGUGAUUUUGAAUAUUGAAUAGA
Amphibalanus amphitrite is the source of this 2168-nucleotide messenger RNA. RefSeq lists its product as uncharacterized. Gene Ontology annotation, molecular function: nucleic acid binding. Gene Ontology annotation, biological process: DNA integration. Lineage: Eukaryota; Metazoa; Arthropoda; Thecostraca; Balanomorpha; Balanidae. The record is from RefSeq and is a predicted model, not a curated record. The transcript is spliced from 2 exons. Bases 82 to 1851 code for a protein of 589 amino acids.